Peromyscus californicus insignis is the source of this 3760-nucleotide messenger RNA. RefSeq names its product dentin sialophosphoprotein-like. Bases 137 to 3760 code for a protein of 1207 amino acids. Gene Ontology annotation, molecular function: U6 snRNA binding; pre-mRNA binding. The transcript has 4 exons. Gene Ontology annotation, cellular component: U2-type catalytic step 2 spliceosome; U2-type catalytic step 1 spliceosome; Prp19 complex. NCBI's taxonomy places the organism in Eukaryota, Metazoa, Chordata, Mammalia, Rodentia, Cricetidae. The record is from RefSeq and is a predicted model, not a curated record.
UGUUGUCUCAGAUUUUGAGAUAGAAGAACAAUCUAGAGACUCUGGAUCAGUAAUAUGGGGAGUAGAUUCUGACUCCGAAAAGUCUCCUAGGGGUUCAGACUCUAGAAAACAUCUGUUAAAAGCAGAAAAUUAUCAAAUGGCUUCAGGCUCUGUUGAAGACUUGACCAAGACAGGGCAACAGCUGGUGAGAAUUGAACAGUGCCAGGUGGAAUAUGGAUCUCUGAAACACUGGGUACCCUCAGGCUCAGAAAAGUCCCUGGAAGAUUCUGACUCUGAAAGAGACUCUGACUCUGAUAAUGAAAUGAAGAUAGAAGAAAAACGCCAAAUGGCUUCAGAUUCUAUAAAACGUCUAAUGGAAUCUGAAAAAACAAUGAUGGAGACUGAAAAUUUCUGGAUGAUCCCUGAUACUGAGAGUUAUGCAGUAUACUCAGGCACAGAAAAAAGUAGAGCAUCAGCAUCUAAGGUACAUCUGAUACAGGUGGAAAAAACAGAAAAGCAAAGACCUAAGAGAUAUAUGAUGGACUCUGACUCUGAACCAAGUGAGAUGGACUCAGAUUCAGAAAGAUGUGAGCUAGCCUCAGCAGCUGUGAAAUGUUUCAUGGGUAUAGAAACAUUUCAUCUGAGCACUGCUGUGAACAAGUUCCCAAAGGAUUUUUGGUCUGAAAGAACAGUGGACUCAGACUCUGAAAGCCCUGUGAUGUCCUCUGAUUCUGGGAAGCACAUGAAGAAGGCUGAGGCAUGCAAAAGUACCUGCAAUUUGGAAAGACUCAAGCUGGCUCACAAGUCUGAGUCUCUACAUCACCGGUUAGAUGCUAAAAGAAAACAGUUAGAUUCUGAUCAUAGUGGACACUGGGAUAGCUCUGGAAAAUAUCAGUUUAGGUCUAUAGUACCUCAAGAUAGCUUCGGAAAAUGUCAGGGUGACCUUCAAACAUUUCAGAGUAUCACUGAAAAAGAUCAAGGAGACUCCAGUUCUGAAAAACAUCAGAAAAAAACUGGAAAUGAACGAGAUCAAAAUGAACCUGAAAGCAAAAGGUACCCCAUAAAGACAGAGAAGGGAGUUGAAAAUGAGGGGUUUCAAGUGGAUAAGGAAAGAGAAGGACAUCUCAUAGAGUCUGACCAUCGUGACUCAGAAAAUGAAGCACACCGGCUUGGUGCUCGUAGAAAGGAUAAUCGUCCACCAGGUUUUUGGAGGCCUGUUACCCUGCCUCCUAAGCUUGGCCAGGAAAAGAAAACUGAAGAGCAUAAGUCUGUACAGCAAAAAGAUAACAGAGUUUGCAGAAUUCAGAUAGCAAGAUACAAGACUGAAGACAAAACUGUGAGAUUCAAAGAGGCAUCUUCAAGUCUCAGUGACACGCAUCUCUCACAGGAAAAAGUAAAGGAAAAGCACAGCUAUAUCUUUUCUCCAGAAUCUCAGACAUUCACAGAUGAAAAGUAUCAUGGAAAAGCCAGCCGGAAAAUAUCUGUCUAUAAGCGCCAUUGCAGGGAGUAUAGAUAUGCCCAUGGUUGUGAGAGUUUUCGGUAUCAAAUUACUCCCAUUCCUCUAAGUUCUGAGAUUUGCACCUCUAAUGUAUCAUCGGUUGUUGGCAGCCCAAAUUCCGAGAGUCCUAAAUCUGUCACAAGACAGAAGACUCGAAGAAGUCUUACAUAUUCUUUGGAUGUGGGAACUCAAAAAUGUGCCAGAUGUUUUAUGGAAAUCAGUAACUCUUCUUUUCAUAAAUGCCCCACAAAUUCUGAUGAUUCUGACUCUGAUUCUUCUUUAUAUGGCCAGAUUUCCUCAGAUUCUAAAUAUUCUCUGAGCUCUAAAACUGUUAGACACUUCAAGACUUCUCAAAAUAGCCCUUCAUCUCGAUCCCUGGAUCAUAAGCAUCAUGUGGGCAUCCGCUGCUCUCUGCAUGGGGAUGAUUUUAAAUAUUCUGUGGAUUCUACCUCUUAUUUACAUUGUGAAAGUUGUUCAGCUCUCCAAAAUCUUAAGAGCUCUGCUGCUACCCACACCAUUCCUACAAAAUCUAAAAAAACCAUGGGCAAACAUAGUACCUGUGGCCACAUAUUGUCAACACCAGUAAGAUUAUCUGAAAGUGAAAGCAAGUUCAACCUUACUGCCCAACCUCAAAAUAAGGAUAAUCCUGAUGACAGCAUUAUUAAAUUUAUCAGUGCUAGAAAUAUCAAAGAUGAGACUGAUGCUGAAGAUAAACUUCUUUCCAAAGAUGAGACAGACCAUGAAGAUGAGACAAAUACUGAAGAUGAAACAGAUGCUGAAGAUGAAACAGACACUGAAGAUGAAGACAACAACAAAGAUAAGAAAGGUCCCAAUGACAAAUCUGAUCCUGAUGGCAGUGAUCCUAAAGAUGGCAACUCUGAAAAUAAUACUGAUAGCAAUAGUAGGUCUGAUCCUAGUGGUGCUUCCGGGCCUACAAGUGGACCUGAUUACAGCAAUGAUGGUGACUCUAAAAAUGUACCUGAUCGCAACAAUGAAUCUGACCCUGCCAUUGAUAAUGCCUCCAACAUUAACAUUAACUUGAAAUAUAGCACUGAUUUAGACAGUGCUUCUGAUCUGGCAGAAGAUAUCAGUCAACACAAUAAUGCUACCAAGAGUAGCACAAAUCCAAACACUGCUUCUGGAAACAAAAAUAGAACUGUGCUGGACUACAUUUCUGGUUCCAACAAUGAUGCUGUCCCUAGAAAUGACACUGGACAAGGAAAUAAUACUUACUCUGAGAAUAUUAGACCAAUUGCCAACAGAUUUGACUUCAUCAAAAAUGAGACUGAUUCUAACAACAAUUCCAGUCCCCCAAAUAGCCAGAGACUACCAAAAGAUCUUGAGUCUAACUAUAAUACCAAACCCAGUAAUGCUACUAGUCACAAUGUUAUUAAUCCUAACAAUAUUUCUGAUCCUAACUAUGACACAGAGUCUACUAGCACUGCUGUUCACAAACAUACAGCUGCCAUAAAACAUUAUUCAGACCUUAAUGAUGUCACAGUGUUUACAUACAAAGUAAGACCAAGUUUUCUAGUCAACCCAAACUAUUUUUGCAGAAAGAAAUAUGUUAGUAGACCCAGCUCUUUACUUAGCACUACCAAUGCCAUUGAUACUAGCAACAUCACCAGCUGUACUAAUGCUAUUAGCUCUCAGUUUACUGCUGGAAAAAGCUAUACCCCAGAAAAUAAACAUUUCCCUAGAUUUAGUCAUUUUAAUGGUUUCAAUAUUGUCAUCAAAAAUAUUCAGAAUGCUCAUAAUUCUACUAGUACCACCAAUACUAAUAUUUUCACUGAUACUGAAUUAAAAAUUAGCUCCAUAUCAUCUAUUCUUAAAAUUAUUUAUGGAAAUAUCUCUAAUUUUAUUGCUGGCACCAACCAUAUUUCUUAUCCUGAUUUUUUGAUAACCUCUGAAUUUUAUGAUCCACUUGAACUUGGUAGAGCUUGUAUAAUUUUUGAUAACCAAAAUAUUGGUGCUCAGUUCCAAAACUCUGCUGCAUACAUGGACUCUGAUACUUCUAAGUAUGCCAGUGGGUCAGCAGAUGCCCUUGAUGCCAAAGAAUCUGGCUUUUUAAAAGAUUUUCCUAGGGUCCAGAAUCCAAUUGGCAUCAAGGAUUCUUCUCCUUUCAAGAUUCUUUCCAAUCAAAAUAUUCCACUCCCUAGUUUUGAUGUUAUAGUGGAAGCUGAACUACCAGAUGUUGUGAAGUUUGCUAUAUCAUCAGGUGCUGUGAAUCAAUUAUUUAAGCUCAGCCUCCAAACAGGUAGCAGACAAAACCUUGGCCUUUGA